AAUAAGUUCACAUUGCAAGCAAAAACCACCAGCCAUAAGUAUAAACAACCAAGAGAAAUAUUCAGUAAUAAGAUUUUGAAAUAUGAAGGUUGCAGUUGAGGUUGUUGUAUCGAAUAAUGAGAUUAUCAAGCCCUCGUGCCCAACCCCUGAUCACUUCCGCCAUUAUCAGCUAUCUUUACUUGAUCAUCUAUCUCCCCAAGCAUACAAUCCUUUUGUCUUGUUUUAUGAACUAGAUGAUGAUGACAAUGAUGAUCAUCAAGAUCAUGAGUCCGUGAUCAACGAAAUAUCAAACAAGAUUAAGAACUCUUUAUCUGAGGUUUUAACACUUUUUUACCCUCUAGCCGGGCGAGUCAAGAAUGACCGAUUCAUUGACUGUACUGACGAGGGAGUUCCUUACACAGUAGCCCAAGUGAAAUCUCCAUGCCAUCUUUCCCAAGCCAUAAAGGAUCCCCUCCUGAGUGAACACUGCAACUUCCUUCCAUUCGGAAUGAACGAACUCAAUGAAUUCGCCUUAGGUGUCCAGCUCAAUGUCUUCGAACGUGGAGGAAUUGCUAUUGGCUUGUGCAUUUCACAUAUGAUUGCCGAUGCAUUAUCUUGCACUACGUUCAUCAAAACUUGGGCCGCCAUAGCUCGUGGAGAAGCCAAUCAUAUACCGCAUCCCAACUUUGUUUCGGCCAAGCUUUUUCCGGCGUUGGACGGCCCCAAGUUCGAUCCAAAUAAUGUAAUCUCCAGCAAUGUCAUAUCAAAGAGGUUUGUGUUUGAAGGUCCUACGAUAGAGGCGAUUAGGUCAAAGUACGAGAAAAAAACAAGCUUGGAGAUGGAGGGUGAGAGACGACCGACUCGAGUGGAGGCUUUGUCUGCUUUCAUAUGGAGUCGUUUCGUGGCGGCGACUAGUUGCGACAACGACGAACAUUAUGCCAAAACUGAGAAAGCUUAUGCUAUAAUUCAUACCGUGAAUGUUCGUCCGAAGUUAGAUCCUCCGCUACCACAACAUUCUUUCGGAAACCUUUAUCGGUACAGCUACGCUAUUUUCUCUUCUACCAUCUUGAGUUCUACUGAGAAAGAUGAUGACUGCGGUUAUGAGGCGAUGAAGCAGAUAAAGGCAGGGUUUAAAACAAUGGACAUGGAUUAUCUGAGAAAGGUUCAAGAAGGAGAAGAAGUGAAAUUAAAACACUUUAUGGAAUAUUCAGAAGAGUUGUUGAAGAAAGGUGGAGAGUUGGUUUCGUUUGGUUUCACAAGUUUUUGUAGGUUUCCUAUUUAUGAUGCUGACUUUGGUUGGGGAAAGCCAACUUGGGUCAGCUUAACCUCUUGGGGUUACGAAAAUCUUGCGGCUUUCGUGGACACUAAAACGGGGAAUGGAAUCGAAGCAUAUGUUUUUUUGAAGGAAGAGAACAUGGCCAAGCUUGAAGACGACACGGAGUUCCUUAAAGCCGUGUCUCGGCCACUUUGAUUAUUCUAAACAUAAUUAUCAGGGAUUGUGAUGAAGAUGAACUACUACGUGGUAUAAUUAAUAUGCAUGCUAUGUAGUACUUUUUGUUAUUGUUUUUUUCCCAUCAAUAUAAUGUAUUUUUCGUUAUAAUAAAUAAAUGGAGAUCUUGGUGUGUUAA
Molecule: messenger RNA, 1607 nt
Organism: Humulus lupulus (European hop)
Lineage: Eukaryota; Viridiplantae; Streptophyta; Magnoliopsida; Rosales; Cannabaceae
Product: stemmadenine O-acetyltransferase-like
Exons: 1
Coding region: 83-1450 (455 amino acids)
Source: RefSeq, a predicted model, not a curated record